Hemibagrus wyckioides is the source of this 2702-nucleotide messenger RNA. RefSeq names its product ATPase family AAA domain containing 3 (gene atad3). Gene Ontology annotation, cellular component: mitochondrion. Lineage: Eukaryota; Metazoa; Chordata; Actinopteri; Siluriformes; Bagridae. Bases 126 to 2111 code for a protein of 661 amino acids. Gene Ontology annotation, biological process: mitochondrion organization. The transcript is spliced from 16 exons. Gene Ontology annotation, molecular function: zinc ion binding; ATP binding; ATP hydrolysis activity. The record is from RefSeq and is a predicted model, not a curated record.
GACGCAUGCGCACACAGCACCGGCGUGACACGCGUGUGCUGGUGAAGGAGGAAGUGUCCGGUGCGGUAUCACACCGGGGAGAGGGAAAAACGGAGCGGACAGUGAGAAUUAUCAGAACCUGAAAUAUGUCGUGGCUCUUCGGCCUGAAUAAAGGACAAGGCGGCGGCGCGAGCCCAGAUGUUCCGUUACCGCCUCCUCCUCCUCCUCCGGGCGCGGGCUCAGGGGGAACCGGCGGAGACAAACCCAAGGACAAAUGGAGCAACUUCGACCCCACCGGGCUGGAGAGAGCCGCACAGGCCGCCAAGGAGCUCGAUCGGUCCCGCCAUGCCAAGGAGGCGCUGGAUCUGUCGCGAAUGCAGGAGCAGACACAGCAGAUGGAAUAUCAGAGCAAGAUGAAGGAGUACGAGGCAGCAGUGGAGCAGCUGAAGGGGGAUCAGAUCCGUAUCCAGGCAGAGGAGAGGAGGAAGACUCUGAGUGAAGAAACCAAACAGAAUCAAGCGAGAGCUCAGUACCAGGACAAACUGGCUCGACAGCGAUAUGAGGAUCAGCUCCGACAGCAGCAAGCUAUAAAUGAGGAAAACCUGCGCAGACAGGAGGAGUCUGUACAGAAACAAGAGGCCAUGAGGAAAGCCACCAUUGAGCACGAGAUGGAGUUGAGGCAUAAGAACGAGAUGCUGCGGAUCGAGGCGGAGGCUAAAGCUCGCGGCCGGGUGGAGAGAGAGAACGCCGACAUCAUCAGAGAACAGAUCCGCCUUAAAGCUGCUGAACACAGGCAGACUGUACUGGAGAGCAUAAGAACUGCUGGUGCUGUGUUUGGGGAGGGUUUCAGGGCUUUCAUCUCAGACUGGGACAAAGUGACUGCUACAGUGGCAGGACUGACUCUGCUGGCUGUGGGCGUUUACUCAGCGAGGAACGCUACAGGAGUGGCGGGGAGAUACAUCGAGGCUCGACUCGGGAAGCCUUCUCUGGUGAGAGAGACGUCGCGCAUCACCGUGAUGGAGGCCAUGAAACACCCGGUCAAGACCAGCAGGAGGUUGAUGAGUAAGCCUCAGGAUGCUCUGGAAGGAGUAGUUCUCAGUCCAACGCUAGAGGAACGUGUCCGUGAUAUUGCCAUCGCGACCCGGAAUACCCGCCAGAACCGAGGGCUCUACAGGAACAUCCUGAUGUACGGACCUCCCGGGACAGGGAAAACACUGUUUGCCAAGAAACUGGCAAUGCAUUCUGGGAUGGACUACGCCAUCAUGACCGGAGGAGAUGUGGCCCCCAUGGGGCGGGAAGGUGUAACUGCCAUGCACAAAGUGUUUGAUUGGGCCAGCACCAGCCGUCGAGGCCUGCUGCUGUUCGUGGACGAAGCCGACGCUUUCCUGCGCAAGAGAUCCACUGAGAAGAUCAGUGAAGACCUGCGAGCCACGCUGAACGCCUUCCUGUACCGAACCGGAGAGCAGAGCAACAAGUUUAUGCUGGUUUUGGCCAGUAACCAGCCCGAGCAGUUCGAUUGGGCCAUUAAUGACCGUAUUGAUGAGAUUGUAAACUUCGCUCUUCCUGGCCUUGAGGAGAGAGAGAGACUGGUCAGGCUUUACUUUGACCGAUACGUCCUGGAGCCGGCCACCGGGGGGAGACAGCGGCUGAAGCUGGCGCAGUUCGACUACGGAGUGAAGUGUUCGGAGAUCGCCAAGCGCACAGAGGGCAUGUCGGGUCGAGAGAUUUCCAAACUGGGUGUGGCCUGGCAGGCUGCUGCGUACUCCUCUGAGGACGGUGUUCUGACCGAGGCCAUGAUCGAUGCCCGUGUGGACGACGCUGUCCGGCAGCACAUGCAGAAGAUGGACUGGCUGCACGGGGACGGCGCUCUGGAUAACGAGGGCCGCGUUGCUUCCGCAGAUCACCGGGGGGGCAAAGAUGCCAAAAUGGGCUUCAUCCUGCCUCCAGGUUCAGCCCCACAGGCACAAGAUGUUCUGUGUCCCUUAAAGGGGGCUCUGGACUCUACCAUUCCAGCAGCAGAGGAGGGGGGUAGUAGUGCUGCAGAAAAAGGGACUGUUCCAUUGGAAGGGGAGGGGGGGCUUAGACACACAGAACAGAAAGACGUCCCGACUAAAGACGGCACACCGGUAUAAGUUUCAUCAAGAGCUGAUCCUGGGUCAGAUGUACUGAGCGUUGUGAAAGCUAGAUCCCCUGCUGAGGCCGGGCAGCAUUUCUGUUUAGUUAGGAGACAAAGCUCAGUGUAUCUGUGCGGAUAUCCGUUACACGAAAACAUCUGUGUUACCCUGUGUGUGUGUGUGUGUGUGUGUGUCCACAAUGGCUCCCUGUGUGAAGUGUACAACACUGUCGGAGAGAAACCGAUCCUCCAGAUCUCAUGUUCUGCGUCCCAAAUCCCAGCUCACAGAGUACAGGAACACACAGCAGAGAAGCUUUUUACACUUCAGACGUAAAAAAAAUAGGGAGUCAUUGUGGACGGUGUGUGUGUGUGUGUGUGUGUGUGUGUGUCAGGGUGAUUAAUGAGGAACAGAUAACGGAAUUAAAGUAUGAAUGGAAAAAAAUCACGUCAUAAUGUUCUAAUUAAUGUCUGAUGUGUUGAAUGUGUAACGAGCCUGUGUAAAAUGUUUCCAUGUGAGUUGUGUUAAAUAACACUGAAGCCUGGAAGGAAGAUGUGUCUAACAUUGGAUAAUGUUUUACAACUGAUAAGAUAAAGUAAUCCAGAUUUCAUA